Schizophyllum commune H4-8 is the source of this 2256-nucleotide messenger RNA. RefSeq lists its product as uncharacterized. The transcript has 9 exons. Gene Ontology annotation, biological process: dolichyl monophosphate biosynthetic process. The record is from RefSeq and is a predicted model, not a curated record. Lineage: Eukaryota; Fungi; Basidiomycota; Agaricomycetes; Agaricales; Schizophyllaceae. Gene Ontology annotation, cellular component: endoplasmic reticulum membrane. Gene Ontology annotation, molecular function: dolichol kinase activity. The coding region runs from base 1 to 2256 and encodes 751 amino acids.
AUGGACUCGAGGCAGCUCGCUGAAUCCGUCCUCCUCCUCGGCACUUUGCUCUAUGCGACUCUCAAGAUCAAAACUGCACCUGACCCCAUAGACGUGCGCUUUGAUACUGCGGACUAUUUAACGUGGACUUGCACAGAAUUACUCGUCCUAAUAUGCGGCUGCAUAGCGUACAUGAUUUGGACACACACUACACUUGCUGGACCUUCUGUGGAAGGGGAUACCGACCCCACCUCGCCCUCAGCAGCCUCACCUCUAACCCGGACAAGCUUCGAAGGCCCGGGACGCGGGCUCGCGCAACGACCAUGGGCACCGCGCCUCCCUGAACGCUCCAAAGCAGACUUCGGUUUCAUCUUCAUGUCUGUGCCGAAGAAUUAUCGGGACUCCUUAGAUGACGGCGUCCUCACCGGCCUCCUUUUCGGACCGCUCAUAGCGACGUCCUUGCUUUACAUAUCCUUGCGCUCGGCCUCCGACCCCGCGACCGCCGCGAAUCCGCUGCCAGCGGCGUGGCGGAUAGAACCCCCAGCCACGCUGGGUAACGGGCUCGACGCGUACUCCGUCUCGGAGGCCAUUCUGUUGUCCCGCCUGAGCGUCGUUGACCUCGCUACCUUGUGCUCCUUCAUCCAUCUACUGCACGUAUGCGGUUCGUGGUGGUGGGAAAGCCGGUUCACAGUCGGCGGUACUCCAUCCCCGGAUGGCGAGAGGCGCUCAGUCCCCCGAAGCGAAGGGCGACGUGGCUGGUACUAUGUACUGUUCACCGUGGCGACCACACUGCUUGCCUUCGUUUUGAGGAUCGCCUUCCCGUACUUUGGGUGCGGCAUUUGGCAAAACCUCAACAUAUUGGAGGCCGUGGUAGCUGCGUUGUUUUACCAGUUUGCGCAGUAUGUCGUUAUCCGACUCGCGCACCGUGGCUUCACGCUGGGCGAGACCGGACUCGUAUGCUUCGGUGGUACAUCCCUGCUCAUGGAGCUGCUCAACGUCACCAUAGCACGCAUCUGGCCCGUCACCACCACCUACAUCAAGACCUACCGGCUGCCCACGCCCCUUCUCGUCUUCCAAAUCGCCCUCGUAGGCGGCUCCUUCCUCGUUGGCUUCGCCCUCGCCCCCUUCCUUGUACUCUCCCGCCACAUCGCGCGCCGCCCCGUUCGCCGCCUGCGCCACCCCGAGGAGAAGAACCGGCAGCGGCGCUUCCUCGCCCUCGGCUUCUAUAUCGGCGCCUUCCUCAUCGUCUUCGGGCUCAUCGGCGUGUGGGCACGGUGGUGCCUGGGCAAGCGCGAUCCCUGGGUGUGGGCCGCGUUCUAUCUGUUGGAGGGACGAAGACCGUGGAGCAGACCUGCGCUGCUGGCGUAUUGGGGCGUGCUGGGGCUGUUGAGCGUGGCGGGGUGGAACCGGCAGCUGGCGCGGUCGAGGAGGUAUCGGAGCAUGAACGAAGCGCUGUCGGUGCCCGGGGCGGGCGGGGUGGAGCGAGAGGCUAUUGCGCCGCCGAGUGGGCGGGACACGUCGGGGACGGCGAGCGGGGGGGAGGCGGUGCCGUCGGUCGCGCCGAGUCUGAACCAGAUCGGCCUUUUCCCGAACGUGGCGCAGUUGACGCAGCUGCCGAACGGCGCGUCGAGCGUGGCGACGGAUAUCCUGGACGCAGCGGACAAGCACGUGCCAACGCUGAGGCUGAACGCGCGGAGGAAGUUCUUCCACGCGCUCGCGGUCGUGAUGUUCGUGCCGGGGAUUGCGCUGGAUCCCGCUUUCACGCACCUCGCGUUCAACGUCGCCUUCGCGCUGUUCAUCUUCGCGGAAUACGUGCGCUACUUUGCAUUGUAUCCGUUCGGGGCGUCGGUGCACCUCUUCAUGAACGAGUUCCUGGAUAGCAAGGAUAGCGGGACGGCGAUCCUGAGCCACUUUUAUCUGCUCACUGGCUGUGCGAAUGCGCUGUGGUUCGAAGCGCCGUCGCAGCUCAUCUCGUUCACGGGCGUGCUGGUGUUGGGGAUUGGGGAUGCCCUGGCAUCGAUCGUUGGCAAGCGUAUCGGAAUCCACCGCUGGACACCCCUCACGCCGAAGACGACCGAGGGUACGGCCGCGUUUGCAUCCUCCGUCGUCCUCGCUGCAUGGCUGCUUCGGCUCCUAGGGAUUGCAGAGCCUUUCUCGACCGUACGCUACACCAUCAUCGCCGCCAUCUCUGCGGUCCUGGAGGCGCUAUCGGACCAAAACGAUAACCUGACGCUCCCGUUAUAUAUGUGGAGCUUGUUGGUGUUGAGCGAUGUGUGA